AGGCUUUAGAUAAGUUGAUUGAAAAACACAACCAGCUUCAAGAUGCUGCUCAGAAAGGUACUUUAUGUAUGAUCACGUAAAAUUAAUUCUUGGUCUCAAUUGUCAAAUGGCUACAGUAGAACUACCGUCAACAUACGUUCUUUUUAAAUGCUUUUAUUAUAUUCCCUUUGGCGAUAACCUCGCGAUUCUGCAUCGAAAUUGACUAUCAUGCAAGUACGGUUGUUACAGGCUACAGCUGUACUAUUCUUCGUUUGACUUACUUUUUAUUGCUGCUCAAUAAACAGCUGACAACAGAUUUCAGGACUGUUUUUCGAUGAUCGCUAGGCUAAAUGAUUAACACAAAAAUAUAUUUGAGAAGUUUUCUUUGACACAAUACAAUUUAGUAAACUUUCUCUGUAGGACACCUAAAGAAACCUAUUAAGCUGCACGGGUCCCAAACGCACCACGCAUGGAAACUGCACCUUAUAUAUGAAUGUGGAAUGCGUCUGUAAAGAAUGUAAAACAUUUCGACCCAAAAAUUACAACGUAAAUUUUUCCUCAAAAAAUGGAGUAGAUUUGCUAAUAAAUUUGAUUAAUUUUACUCAAAAUUUUGAGUCACUGCAUGUGGGUGCAUUAUGUUAUUCACGUUUUUGAGUCAAAAUACUCAGGAUUUUCACAGUGUUUACAUAUAAGAGUUCUACACGAAGAUGUGUGAACGGUAGAUUUGGUACGAUGCUAAAUUUUAUAUCACUCUGCUUUGUAUGAUACCAAGCGCAAGACCAACAGAGUAGACAUUUGGAAAUUACGAAAGCGAAAGAAGAAUUGGCGAAGAAAAAUCAAGAAAUUUUACAACUUCAUUCUUUGCUGAAUGAGACAGAACAGUUGUUGGUAUGUUUACGUGCUGGUGUAUGGUUAUAGCAUAAUAUAUAGCAUAAUAUUAUGACUAUAUAUCUUCAGUAUUUCUAGAUGACUUCCGCGCAUGUAGCACUGCUUCUAGUAUAUAACAUGAAUUUUAUGAUGUUUUCCUUUAGUCAAAUGCUUUGUUCCAAGCAAGGAAAAAACACUUGGCGAUCGAAACAGCAACGACAAGUAAGGCCCAUGUAAUAAUACACCCAUCUGGAAAGUACUAAGUCUUGGAUAUAGAGCCUCGUUUUUGCGAGUAUAUUUGUAUAUAUAUAUAUAUAUAUAUAUAUAUAUAUAUAUAUAUAUAUAUAUAUAUAUAUAUAUAUAUAUAUAUAUAUAUAUAUAUAUAUAUAUACAGCUAAUUCAAUAAAGGUUGUCCCUUGAAAACCUUAAACUCUAAAACCUUAAACCUUAAACUCUAAGCACGCAAAGCAUUAUGGGAGUACGAUUUAAGCAGUUUAGAAAGCAUAUAUGGAGCCCAUUUCUUAGAGACAUGGUAAAUAUCUCCCUGCGAAAACAUUUCACUCACAAACAGCUGCAAUAUUCAACUACUAAGCUUGAAAUCAGUGAUCCCAUUAUGCUUUGCACGCUCAGAGUCUAAGGUUUGGAGUUUAAGGUUUGCAAAGGACAACCUUUUUUGAAUUAGCUGUAUAUAUAUAUAUAUAUAUAUAUAUAUAUAUAUAUAUAUAUAUAUAUAUAUAUAUAUAUAUAUAUAUAUAUAUAUAUAUAUAUAUAUAUAUACAUGAACUUGCGGUUAUAUACAGCUCGACAACUGGCUCUCUAGUUCCGAUAGUUGCAGCGCUGCUCUGGAGGCUCAGGGUCGCAGGUUCGAGUCCUGCCAGAGGACCUAGUGGUGCAUUUUUCUCAACCAUUCCUGCAUGGUUGGAUUUUCCACUAAAUCCAGCAUAUUGGGUUUAAACCCUUUAUCUUGUUAUUCAAUUAAGUGAUAUCAGUAAAUGUAAAGGACUUGCAUUUAACUGGUUAUUACUGGGUAAAUUGCUCCGAGACAUCAUCCACCAAAUGAGGCGGCCAUAGUCAAGUCUCACUAUAUUUAUUUAUUUAUUUAUUUAACUUCGCCAAUAUUGCAAAAAAUAAAACACACGCACAUACAAAGAAUAUCACAGAGAAAGACAGGGACACCACAGCAGUUAACACCAAAGUUACCAAACCAAGUACUAUUGGCCCUUAAAAUAUUGAAAAUAUAAACAAGACUAUAUUGUGUAAUAUACAGUAGUACUGAUGAUAAUCAUACAUCAUACAUUUUUACAAACCAUCACUGUGAAGUGAACACGUGGAAAUUGUCUUUUUUUUUCAGAUAAAAUAACGUCCGAAGAAUUGAUUAAGUAUGCUCACAGGAUCAGCAGUAGUUGUGCUGUUGAGGCCCCACCAAACUGGAUGCCAGGUAAACAUGCUACCGCAUAAUACUUUAUUUCACUCCGAAAGUUACAGUUACCGGUCAUUAUUUAUGGCAGGGAGUGGCACCAAAGAGAAAUGUUUUUCUUGGUAAAAAUUUUACUGAUCCAACCAUUAAAAAGUCAAAUUUGUUUUACCCAAUCUCAAAUAUUAAUUAAAAAAUAAGUACCCACCCCUGUCCAAAACCGUUACAAAAGGAUACCAUUCAGUUGUUACACAGUCAUGUCCUUUACCGCAUCUGUGACAUGAGUUUGAUAACUGCUUGUGCAAUUUUCUGCAGUUUAAAGUUUCAUGUUAUCUGCACAUGUAGUUUCUUUGGAGACACCAUUUGCCUCCUGACAAACCGGAAAAUGAUCAAGAUAAUGACUCUGAUUUACAUAUUGUAUAUUGACAUAUGACUUGCUUUUUAGUCUUAUUAUAUUUCUCAACAUUUGAGUGAGUCAUGCUGUGGGAAUGACAGUAAUUUUUAUUAUCCAUCCCUUCAAUUGUUUUGUUUUUCAUUUACCCAACUUUUUGCUCACUCAAAAUUUUCUUUACCCAACCCUUUUCUCUUCGGUGCCCCCCCCCCCUCCAUAAAUAAUGACCGGUCCCUUCGAAUAAAUAUAUACAGUCGCAAAAUUACAAUGGCCACACUACAUUUAUAGCCUUGCUGCCUAUGUACAAGGUUGCGUUAAACACAUUUCAAGAUUUUGACAAACUAGUUUCUAUGUGUAGGUGAUCCACGACGUCCAUAUCCACUGGACAUUGAGAUGCGCUCGGGAUUGCUGGGGAAAAUGCAGGAACGACACGUGACUGGAGCACAACUUGUGGAACAGAAUAAUAUGACGAAUCCAGCAUCAUCAGAACACGAGGGAGUGUCACCUUCACUUACUCAAAAUGGACACCAAGCUGCUUCAGGUAAAUAAUUGACACUUAUUUACAUAUUAACAAGGAUUUCGGGGAACAGUUUCAUUAGAUUUUGCCAUAUUCCAGGAAGUUUUACCAAGGCAGAUAUCGUAAGUUAAAUCGUUUCACUACGUUUUGCAUCGUUUUGCUACGUUUCGUUCUGCUAUAUUUGUACGAAUCGUUUUGCUAUAUACGUUUCGCUACGCAGGCACGUUUCAACUGGUUGUUAUAAGCGCGCUUUCCACCAGGCGAAUCUGUUUGCGCGAAGCUGGGCGAAAAACAAAUGUCAGCAAUGUGAUUGGUCAGCGAAAAAAUUCGCCGCGAAAAAAGUUGAAUCAGUUCCCACUUUUUUACUAGUCGCUUUGCACGAUCAGUUUCACCUAGUGAAAAACGGGCUUUAGGAGGGCGUUAAUAGAGAGGCCUUAUUAAUUUAGCCAAGCGCAUGAUUAAGUUCCAUAAUUACUCUAUAAUUUUCUUCAGAUGUGCAGUGCAUGUCGAUUAUAACAACUUCACUUGGGUUUGACGAAUCAACGGUGCAGUCAAUCGGACAGUGCAUGCAUGGCUGACAACGAUCGGCCAUCUUCAAGAUUUACAUUUUAGAAUCGUGUCAACUUAUAUACUGUAAGCAAAUGCAAUUCCAACGACCCAUACAACCGAAAGUUCUUGGUCCCGCGGAUAUUGUUUUCUAAUUUUCUGCACGCAGAGCGUGGUACCAUAAACUUGUAACGUGAUUUUGUUGCUCGUCACAGCGCAGCUAAGAAAAUAUUUUGUCUUCCUUUUCUUGCUUUUUUAUGCUUUUUGAAUAGUAUAUACUAACACAGGACACCCUUUUUGGCGUUUUGCGGAAAAUCGCUACUGCGCGCUCAAUAUCAGUCCAAUUUUCAUUGACUUUUCACCAAUUAAAUGUUUGCCAGUGCAUGCAAAAUAUGGUAAAGUUGUAAAAUUGACAAACAAUAAAAUAAUGUAAGAAUUAUUCAGGAAAACCUUAAUGGUACCUUUACGUUCUGAGUUGUUUUCCUGCUCGUUUUAAUAUAUAUUUAUGAAAAUAUAAUUUUUAUACACUAAAAUAGUUGUUCUAAAAAUUGUGUUCGGGAAUUUUUGUUUAUUUCGUCAUUCCGCUGAUAUGGCGAUUUCUUUGACGACUGCAAUAUAUUUCUGAACCGUUUGAGUAAAUUGCUCCUAAUUAUUAACAUAUUCAAAAUUAGAGAAAAGCCGAACACAAUUUUGAAACUGACGUCUUUACUCUUUAGCUAUGUCCUUUGAAAAUUUGAGAAAAAUUUGUUAAAACCCACAGGAGAACAACUCGUUUGAAAAUCAGUAUAAUUGCCGUAAAAGUCUUCGGGAGAUAAUUGAAUUUGAAUAUUACAUUUUCAAUGUUUUUCUUAUUGCAGCGAAAUGCAUUUUCUUAAAUAACUCUGCGAGAUUUCAACAUUUUUCGUUCAAACUUGGUCAGAUAGUAGAACUAGUCUAAUGCUUUCAUGGAAACCAAUAAAAAAUUUUAGGCAAAAUUGACACUCAAAGGUGUAACAAUUCUGUAACCUUAAUUUAAAUGAAAACUGCAUAUUUUAUUUGAUCGGUCAAAAUGUCCAUGCAGAAUUAGAUUGAUCGGUCAUUUAGUGUUUUUAUUCGGCAAAUAGCCGAACGCCGACCAUUAUAGUCACUGAGUAAAAAAAUUCAAGCGCAUGAAUUGGAAGUUAUAUAGCCAUAAUUCCGCUAAUCACUGCAGAUCUUUCUUUAUUGUGAAAGGGGAGUGCGGGGCUCGAAAUAGGGGUUGCUUUUUGAGAAGGAGACCACUCUGGUCGUAUUCCGCAAAUAUUCUCCCAGUACCGCAGGCUCGCAUUUUUCGGCGAACUUGCGGUGCAUUUUGCACAGAACUGGCCAUUUUGUGUAAAUGUCCGAUGACAAAACGAGCCCGCACGAGUGUGAGAAUUUUUUCUAAAUUUGACCAACGUGGACUUAUAUUUGAAAAGGGGCGCUUAAUUAAUAGAGGAUUUAAGAUAUUUAUAAUUUGAUAAUUUGUUAUAUUUCUGUCCUGUUACUUAGAUUCCGGUGCACCAACUUGGCGCUCGGCUUUAAAUUCCACUCAAAGUGAGGUAUGUAUAACGUUUGUGUCAAGUGCAUACUACGGUACCUGUGCAUACUACGGUACCUGCAGUGCAUACUAUGGUACCUGUGCAUACUACAGUACCUGUGCAUGUGACCAUGCAGCAGUUUCAUAUGGCGCGCCGUUUCGGCCAAAAGUAUUCGAGGCAGAAUUCAAGUCGAGAAUCGGCCAAAAGUAUUCGAGUGUUUGAAGUUUUACAGACUAGUAGUUAGCAGUACACAUGUAACACUUAUAUCUGUGCCUCGGUCCGCGUCCGAUGGUAUCGAACACUUUGCUUUGCCGCUUCGCUGUCCGUAUUCCAUUGAAGGUGUAUUUGUGACUACAUGCACUGGUCUGUUUUUUCCUUACACAGGCAAACUCCACAGCUCAUUCAGGUUUUCUGGACCCUGAUAUACAUAUUGAUAUUUCUAAUGGAUUGAUGGGGAACACACGUGAUGAACUGGAACAAAUGAGUACAUCAUCGUCAUCCACAUCCAGUGACAGUCCUUGAGAUACCAUGUUCCUGCCUACUGGUUUUCAUGCUGGACUUUCAUUCUCGCGUCAACUGAUGAGGGUUAUGUGAUAGGUUUAGCCAGCAGCAAACAUUAUAUCAUCAACUAUGGUGUCCUGCAGUGAGAGGCCAGAUCAAUCGAGCAUGAGACUGGACCAUAGUUCGUGUUCGUAAGCGUGAGUUUGCAUGAGAAUUUCCCUCACGCCCCAAUCAAAACGAGAACAAGAAUUCGUAUGCAUAUAUAACGGAGUGAACAGACUCUAGUACAGGAUGACAAACAAAGUAUAGCGUUCCGUUCCGGUCAAAAUUAUUUUAAGUCAAUAAGUAAUAUUCAAUCAUCCUAUCAACAUGUUAUAACUCUCAAUAUAAUGUUGAAAAUAUCAAGAUAAAAUUCGAACUCAAAAAAAUAAAACGAAAGUUGAAAGCAUAUACUUGAAAAAUGCAAAAUACAUUUCAAACCUCAAAGGAUAUACAUGAAAAAUAAACGCAAGUCCUAACUUCUAUUUAUAAUACGAAACACCAAUUUGAAAAUAAUAAGUCAAAGCCCAGUCAAAAAUAUAACUCGGUAGAAAACGGAAGUAAGCAACUUAAAACACAGAGGACAUUGAGGACAUUAGGACACGGAAGUGAACCAAGAAGCCAGCCUAAAGAUUUCGAAAUUGAAGAAUUCUUUCUCUCUUUACAAACAUUGCUGAGCUCAUCUUUUAACAACAACAUUUACUAUGAUUCAGCCGAAUAUCUUUCUCGCCGUCUGGAUGUUUACGAGAGAAAUAUAAAUAUUCUUGUACUAAUCUAUAGCUAAUCAUGGGUGUGUAUAGCUAAUCCUGGGUCUUUCCUUGCAAUUUCUGCCCAGGAAAGUCCAACUUGAGAAUUGAGAGUUUCGAUAGCCUGUUGUCAGACGUUAUUAUUUAAUCUUAUUUAAUCACGGUAGCCUUUCAGAAGUACAUCUGUUUUUCAAAGGGCCGUGAGUUCAUUAAAAUAUUUACAUAAUUGGAGAGAAAAAAAAAAGAAAUCUAAAAGCGAGAAAAACAGGCCACUUACAUAAACUAUUUACAUGGAUGCAAUUAAUUACACUAUAGAUUAGGACCAAUGGAUUAGGACAUACGUUUUAUGACACUCUUAAAGGAGUUGACAGAGACAUCUUCUAUUAAUGCUUCUAUUAAUGCCAGUCUUGGUCUUCCCACACCAGAAAUGGUUACUCCCACACUUGCCUGAACACUACCGUGGUCCUCCUCCACGAACAAUCACUUUAAAGGUGCACAUAUCUGACAAAAGUUGUUGUUCUAGAUGAUACGAUUCACUAUGAAGCCUUGUGAGAUUGAGAAGAAUAUUUAUAUUUCUCUCGUAAACAUUCAAACGGCGAGGAAGAUAUUCGGCUGAAUCAUAGUAAAUGUUAUUGUUAAAAGACGAACUCAGCAAUGUUUGUAAAGAGCGAAAGAAUUUUUCUAUUUCGAAAUCACUAAGCUGGCUUCUUGGUUCACAUCCGUUUCCUGACUUCCUCUGUAUUUUAAGUUGCUUACUUCCGUUUCCUUUCCAUAUAUGUUUUUGACUUUUCGAUCUAUUGUUAUAAGCCGCGGCUUUGACUUCACUUGCGUUUAGUUUUCUUAUAUCCUUCUUUGUGGUUUGAACUGUAUUUUGCAUUUUUCAAGUACUCUAGUUUUGAGUUUGAAUUUUAUCUUGAAUUUUCAAUAUUAUAUUGAGAGUUAUAAUGUAGCAUUUGUAAAUUCUGAACGCUGAUUGGCCAAGAGCCGUGUUGAUAUAACUCAGUGUCAACACGGAAACGUUGGAAAAUUUCUUUCUUUAUAUUUCUUUGUGCUAUAUUAUAAAACAAAUAAAAAACAUUUUUUCCGUAUUGAUAUAUAGUUAUAUCAACACUCGUGGAAAUUGGGAAAACUCGAAAUUGUGUGAAAACACUCCGCCCUUCUGCUAUAUUAUAAAACAAAUAAAAAACAUUUUUUCCGUAUUGAUAUAUAGUUAUAUCAACACUCGUGGAAAUUGGGAAAACUCGAAAUUGUGUGAAAACACUCCGCCCUUCGGGCGUCGUGUCUCCACACAAUUUCUCGUUUUCCCAAUUCCACUCGUGUUGAUAUAACUGUAUAUCAACACGGAAAAUGCUUUAUAUUUGUUAAUUAUAACAUGUUGAUAUGAUGAUUGAAUAUUACUUAUUGACUUGAAAUAAUUUUGACCGGAACGGAACGCCAUAACAAAGCUAGCAGUGUAGUAUUUCUGGUGUUUACAAUUACAUGCAUUUUGUCUUUCUUGGCAGCGAAUACAGUCAAAACAAAUCAGCAACAAUUAAUGUUGGAACAAAGAGAAAAACGCGAGCUUUUCAAAGUUUGUAAUAUUUUUAUCCAAAUCGGGUUUGACACAAAAAGUUCCAUUUUGGGGAAUCGCCCGAGUUGCAACUUGCUUGGUGUAUCAUGCAUGAACACAUACUUGAGUUGGUGCUGUGUAAAUGUCCAUUUACGCGAUACGACUACUCGUAUACAAUUGUCAUCUUGGCGUAUGAAAACGACUGCUGACGCCACUAUUCCUGUUCAUCAGUUUAUGGAGAAAAUUUGGACUGAAAUUUAUGGAGAAAAUUUGGAUUUGAAUUUGAUCUUUACAAGUAUUUAUUUGAGUACAUGCGC
Paramuricea clavata is the source of this 8404-nucleotide messenger RNA. NCBI's taxonomy places the organism in Eukaryota, Metazoa, Cnidaria, Anthozoa, Malacalcyonacea, Plexauridae. The record is from the annotation of a GenBank genome assembly.